CAUUAACAGUACGGGUAACUUGACGCCAUGUUGCAAAAUGGACGCUAUGUUGUCUUCACGGGACAAGGUGAAUACUCUGGAAUAUUUCCUUGGAGGUAGACAAUUAUCUGCAUGAAUGCUGCAAUGUUCAGAGCUAUUGUUUCAUAUCGAUUGUUAUCGAUCUUUCAUUGUUAUAUUAAUUUAAUUUUUAAAUUAGCAGUUGCUGAAUGAAUGAAUUUAAGAACAGAAAUUAAGAAUGUUUUUAUGUUAUAUGUAAUUCGAUGCUUAGCUUUCGAAAUUAUAAACACUUUAUUUCUACGUCUUAAACGCUUUAAAUAAAGUUGUUUAAUUUUUAAAAAAAAUAAACGUUUAUUUUUAAGCUUAUUGAUAUUGUAAAUGAAAUGUAUCGAAAGUCCUUCAAUAUGUGAAUCCGAUUGUAUGAACUCAAGUCGAGCCCAACCAUUAUAUGCAUAAACUUUCAUGUCAACAACAUAUGACUAGCGGCUAUACAAAGAAAUGGGGGGGGGAUUGGCUUAUGAAAACCACUGACAUAAUAAUAUUAGGUCACAGUCCCAUCAUAUCAUUAGGUCAUAGUCACAUAGUGAAUCAUAUCAUUAGGCUUAGGUCACAGUCCCAUCAUAUCAUUAGGUCAUAGUCACAUAGUGAAUCAUAUCAUUAGGCUUAGGUCACAGUCCCAUCAUAUCAUUAGGUCAUGGUCACAUCGUGAAUCAUAUCAAUAGGCUUAGGUCACAGUCCCAUCAUAUCAUUAGGUCAUAGUCACAUCGUGACUCAUAUCAUUAGGCUUAGGUCACAGUCCCAUCAUAUCAUUAGGUCAUAGUCACAUCGAGAAUCAUAUCAUUAGGCUUAGGCUACAGUCACAUUACAUCAUUAGGUCAUAGUCCAAUAAUAUCAUUAGGUCACAGUCCCAUCAUAUCAUUAGGUCAUAGUCACAUCGAGAAUCAUAUCAUUAGGCUUAGGUCUCAGUCACAUUAUAUCAUUAGGCCAUAGUCCAAUAAUAUCAUUAGGUCACAGUCCACUUAGAUUAUUAAGUCAUAGUCAAAUAAUAUCAUUAGGUCACAGUCACAUCAUAUCAUUAGGUCACGGUCACAUCAUUUCAUUAGGUCAUAGUCAAAUUAUAUCAUUAGGUCAUAGUCAAAUAAUAUCAUUAGGUCACAGUCACAUCAUAUCAUUAGGUCACGGUCACAUCAUCUCAUUAGGUCAUAGUCAAAUAAUAUCAUUAGGUCACAGUCACAUCAUAUCAUUAGGUCACGAUCAAAUCAUAUCAUUAGGUCAUAGUCAAAUAAUAUCAUUAGGUGAAAGUCACAUCAUAUCAUUUGGUCAUAGUCAAAUAAUAUCAUUAGUUCACAGUCAUAUAAUAUCAUUAGCUCAUAGUCAAAUAAUAUCAUUAGGUCACAGUCACAUCAUAUCAUUAGUUCCACGUCAAAUCAUAUCAUUAGGUCAUAGUCACAUCAUAUCAUUAGGUCAUAGUCACAUAAUAUCUUUCGGUCACAGCCAUAUCGUAUCAUUAGGUCAUAAUCACAUCAUAUCAUUAGGUCACAUAAUAUCAUUAGGUCAAGGGCACAUUAUAUAAUUAGGUCAGAGUAACAUCAUAUCAUUAGGUCGAAGUCACAUCAUAUCAUUAGUUCAUAGUCACACCAUAUCAUUAGACCAUGGUCACAUCAUAUCAUUAGGUCAUUGUCAAAUCAUAUUAUUAGGUCGCAGUCACAUCAUAUCAUAAGGCCAUUGUCACAUCAUAUCAUUAGGUCAUUGUCACAUCAUACUAUUAGGUCAUAGCCACAUCAUAUCAUUAGGUCGACGUCACACUAUAUCAUUAGGCCACAUUCACAUCAUAUCAUAUAGGUCACAUCACAUGAUAUCAUUAGGCCACAGUAACAUCAUAUCAUUAGACCAUGGUCACAUCAUAUCAUUAGGUCAACGUCACAUCAUAUCAUUAGGUCACAUUCACAUCAUAUCAUUAGAUCACAUUGACAUCAUAUCAUUAGGUCACAUUCACAUCCUAUCACUAGGUCAACGUCACAUCAUAUCAUUAGGUCACAUUCACAUCAUAUCAUUAGGUCACAUUCACAUCAUAUCAUUAGGUCACAUUCACAUCAUAUCAUUAGGUCACAUUCACAUCAUAUCAUUGAGAUGACCCGGACAGCACCUCUUCCCCUUUAAACAAUGUCACCACCCAAAUGUAUUGGUCCUGGUAACACUCUAGCUGGUGACUGUCCCAUCCAACUGGACGUUCCUUGGUCAAGGUUUAUGGUUUUUGAUUAGUAUUUCGUUAGGUUCAACUGCUUUUACCAGGAAGAUGAUCCAGUGUCACCAAUCAAAGUGUCAUGUGCGACAAAAAAAGCGAAUCUGCAAGUGUGUUGUACUUGUUUAGGGAUAAAUCUGUGUUGUAAUUGUGUAAGGUUAAUCUGUGUUGUAAUUGUGUAAGGUUAAUCUGUGUUGUAAUUCUCCAGGGUCAAUUCUGUGUUUUAAUUAUGUAGGGUUAAAUCUGUGUUCAAAGAGUGUAGGAUUAAAUCUGUGUUGUAAAAUAGUAGGAUUAAAUCUGUAUUGUAAUUGUGCAGGGUGUCGAUAAUGGGAGUUCACUAAUAAUUGCCGCGCAUGGAUAUUGUGUCUUAUUGUGCGCGGUGUUGUUUAAAAAGAAUCAUUAGUUAAUGAACGCUUGUCCCUCACUUUACGCGGUGACCUAUUUUUAUGGUAAUCAUGACGUAUUGUCUAAGUCUGCCUUGAAAUGUACAGCCUUUUAAAUAUAUUUAUAGAUUAAGGUAGAUUGCUAAUGAGCACUGAAUUGUGUUUGAUUCGUUGUAUAACAAGGUAUGAACAUGGGAAGAAUCUGAAGAAUUCAACCAAUCAAAUAUACUGAGCAUCGAUACAGGGGUAUAGCUGUAUUGUGAUUGGUCAGGGGUAUAUCUGUGUUGUGAUUGGGAAGGUAUAUCGGUGUUGUGAUUGGGCAGGGUGUACGCCAUCUUUUGUACUCUUUAUCAAACAAACAUAGCGUGUAAUCUCUGGUGUAUUAGCGCUACAUAUUAGGGCUACACAUUAGGGCUACUUAUUAGGGCUACGUAUUAGGGCUACUCAUUAGCUCUACUUAUUAGGGCUACUUAUUAGGGCUACUUAUUAGCACUACUCAUUAGGGCUACCUAUUUGGCCGACAUAUGAGGGCUUUGAUGUCCACACCGUCGAAGUAGAAUGCACUUUGAAAGCUGAAAAGUUGCUGCUAAAAAUUUUGAGUCAUAUUUAACUCAGUUGCAGACUGGAGGUCUUUCAUAGCAAUACCGGUUCACAUACCAGUAUCGGUUCACGUAUCAGUAUCGGCUCAUCUGCCAGUAUCGGUUCACGUAUCAGUAUCGGCUCAUCAGCCAGUAUCGAUUCACGUAUCAGUAUCGGUUGACGGAACAGUAUCGGUUCAUGUCCUAUCACUUUGGAAACGCAGUGCUAGAUCAGUGAUCUGGAACCUGCAGCUCGCGAGCCGCAUGUGGCUCUUUGAUCUUUCUAAGGUAGCUCUUGGGUACUAUCAGUUACUAGAUCAAAAACUGAAUAUUUGGCUCUUUGCCAUGAAGAAUGCUACCGACCUCUGUGCCAGAUAAUUAGAAGUGCGAAGUCUUAUAAAAUUACCUUAUUUAAAUCAUUUCACUUAUAUUUAAUUAACGGCAAUCACUCGGUCCGUUAUGUUAUUCGAUACCAAAAUGUAUUCACAUGUAUUAUAUUUGUUUUGACAGGAUUUGUUGACAUCCUGAAGACAUGCACAGGACAUGCACAGGACCAAAGAAGCAUUAUCAUCACAUUUGUAACUGGUGCGGUGUUGAUUCAAUCAAGACCUCAUCAUUAAAUAUCCGAGACGGGAUUAGUUUUUUUGGAAUAUAUUGAUUGCAUCACCGUUUGAACGCUCUGACCCCGAGACUCCACAGUUAGAAAGGUUGAACAUUAGCACACACAAACAAUUGUGUCAUCUGCACACACAAACAGUUGUGUCAUCGGCACACACAAACAGUUGUGUCAUCUGCACACACAAACAGUUGUGUCAUCUGCACACACAAACAGUUGUGUCAUCUGCACACACAAACAGUUGUGUCAACUGCAACACAAACAGUUGAGUCAUCUGCAACACAAACAGUUGGGUCAUCUGCACACACAAAAAGUUGGCUCAUCUGCGACACAAACAGUUGGGUCAUCUGCAACACAAACAAUUGUGACAUCUGCACACACAAACAGUUGGGUCAUCUGCAACACAAACAGUUGUGUCAUCUGCACACACAAACAAUUGUGUCAUCUGCAACACAAACAGUUGGGUCAUCUGCAACACAAACAAUUGUGUCAUCUGCACACAUAAACAGUUGUGUCGACUGCACCAAAAACAAUUGUGUCAUCUGCACACACAAAAAGUUGGGUCAUCUGCAACACAAACAGUUGGGUCAUCUGCAACACAAACAAUUGUGUCAUCUGCACACACAAACAAUUGUGUCAUCUGCAACACAAACAGUUGGGUCAUCUGCAACACAAACAAUUGUGUCAUCUGGACACAUAAACAGUUGUGUCAUCUGCAACACAAACAAUUGUGUCAUCUGCACACAUAAACAGUUGGGUCAUCUGCAACACAAACAGUUGGGUCAUCUGCAACACAAACAGUUGGGUCAUCUGCAACACAAACAGUUGGGUCAUCUGCAACACAAACAAUUGUGUCAUCUGCACACACAGACAAUUGUGUCAUUUGCACACACAGACAGUUGUGUCGUCUGCUAACAGAAUAUGGUUGACCCCGUUGUGUCAUCACGUUUUGGCACGCGUCCACUGCUGGACGUGCCGGCCAUGUUGGUGUCCGGACACAGUGGCCUGGAGGUGUCCUCGCUACAAUCCCCUGCCUACUCCGCCAUCAGCGCCAACCCCUUCCCCAGGGCCCACAACCCGAUGCUCGGAGCAGGAAUUUACAACCCGCCCUCAGGCUACAACACGACGGGCGGGCUGCCACCGCCCCAGCCUGGGAUGUAUGGGGGCCUGGACCGUAGGCACCACUCGGCGCCCCAGGCGGGAUUCUUUAACCAGCCACCCCAGCAGUAUUUUUAUGGUCCAAACGGAGAGGUGGUUAACCCGGCGCCAUUUUAUAACCCCCAGGCGAUGUACCCGGGAGUGGCUAAUCCUUAUCCUUAUCAACCUUACGCCCCUGUUCCUCAGCAUGUUCCUCAGCAUGUUCCAGUGCCUGUUCCUGUUCGAGUUCCCUAUCCAUCGUACGGGCCUUUCAAUCCAGGAUUCAGCAUCACUUGUGAUCUGGAGUUUGGUCGAGUCAUGAGCAUUGAUGUGAGGGAAUCACAAGGUGAGUUCAGGGGAAUUCCCGAUUUUCUUAAGGAAGAACUGAUGCGCACGUACGGGAAAUAUCCCUUCACGGAAGUCAAAAUAAAAUUAGAAAACGGGGAGUUCCACAUCUAUGCCACACACGAUCGCCGCACCAAAAAUCGCCAUCGGCGUCGCCGGAGGGCACGGGACUCCGACACUGAAAGUGAAUAUAACUUUGAUGAUGAGGACGACGAGGAAGACAGAUUUAUUCGAUUCGAUGCCGCAUACAAGAGUGAUGUCGAUUCGUACACGAGUGGAGUUCGACCGAGAAAUCCGGAGAUGAGACCAAGGGGCAUAAUUCGCGAGAGGGGCUGGAACAGAUAUAGGUGAUUACAAAUGUCAAUGAGUUUUAUCUUGAUAGUGUUAUUUAUUCGUUUUAACAACCAAAAUAAAACAAAAGACGCUAGCAACAGAUUUGAAAAUAUUACAUUGGGACCGUAUAAAAGUUAUUGAAACAUAUAUUGUAAAGUAAUUUCGCUUUUGUUCGAAGGCUAAAAGUAGAAAAAAAAAAAGAUUUCAGGUCAGUUUUCUGAGACCUCACGCCUCACUGUCACCUCACUGUCACCUCACUGUAGCCUCACUGUCACCUCACUGUCUUAAGGUGGUGUCACAAAAAGCUGAGCUGACCUGGUUGAACCAAUCAAGAAAAGUGAAAAAAUCAAUGACAGCAGAAGUCCACAUUCUUUCAGAAUAUUUCACCUGCCGUACAAGUUGUUAGAUCAACAUUGGCAAAGUGUGAAAGCAAGGAUGACUAGGGUUGUGACUUGAUAGCCUUAGUCCUCAAAUAUCGUCUGCCACAACAAUGUAACUAAAUGUAGGGCUGCGUGGAUGAUUCUUAUUGUCAUCCAUCCAAACUCACUGAGACAUCUACCGCACUUGUCUAAACAUAGUGCAGUCUUGUCUCGGCAGGUAAAUGAUACAUGGACCGAUGUUAUGUGAAUUCAUCUGAGCAGCAAUCAGUGUAUGCCCUGUACAAUUGUUGGAUGAUCUAAAAAUUGUAGUAUGUUCUGAACGAUUGUUGUAUGUUCUGAACAAUUGUCUGUAUGUUCUGAACAAUUGUUGUAUGUUCUAAACAAUUGUUGUAUGUUCUGAAAAAUUGUUGUAUGUUCUGAACAAUUGUUUGUUCUGAACGAUUGUUCUAUGUUCUGAACAAUUGUUUGUAUGUUCUGAACAAUUGUUGCAUGUUCUAAAAAUUGUUGUAUAUUCUGAAAAAUUGUUGUAUGUUCUGAACAAUUGAUGUAUAUUCUGGACAAUUGUUGUAUGUUCUGAACGAUUGUCUGUAUGUUCUGAACAAUUGUUGUAUGUUCUAAAAAUUGUUGUAUAUUCUGAAAAAUUGUUGUAUGUUCUGAACAAUUGAUGUAUAUUCUGGACAAUUGUUGUAUGUUCUGAACAAUAGUCUGUAUGUUCUGAACAAUUGUUGUAUGUUCUAAACAAUUGUUGUUUGUUCUAAACAAUUGUUGUAUGUUCUAAACAAAUGUUGUAUAUUUUGAACAAUUGUUGUAUGUUCUGAACGAUUGUUCUAUGUUCUGAACAAUUGUUUGUAUAUUAUGAAAAUUGUUGCAUGUUCUAAAAAUUUUUUGUAUUUUCUGAAAAAUUGUUUGUAUGUUCUGAACAAUUGUUGUAUGUUCUGAACAAUUGAUGUAUGCGCUGAAUGAUCAUAGUGUGGACUUAAAUAUUUGUUUCAUGCCCUGAAUCGAGAGAUAGAUUUUUAAAAUGUUUGGUGAUGGUGAAAUGAUUGUAAUAAGUUGUAAAAUUUCAGAGGUUGUUACGAGAAUGUUGCAUCCAAUUUAUUAACUACAUGUACGAUUCUCAAAGCAUGAGCUUAAAUAAUGUAUAUUACUAUUCAUCCAAUCAAUAGACUGUUCUAUAGAUGGUGUAUGAUAUUGUGUUGCUGAUAAAUUUGUUCUAUAGAACAUUCAUGACAUUGUGUUGUUGAUCAAGUUAUUCUAUAGAACAUUAAUAACAUUGUGUCACUAAUACAGUUGUUCUAUAGAACAUUCACGGCAUUGUUUAACUGAUGAAUUUCUUGUGCGGUAUUAGCAAACCUUCAGAUUUAGUUAUGUAUGACAUAUGUAAUGUCAACACAAGCCACAAUAUGCUUGUAUGUUUGCUUAUAACUGAUAGUCAUUUUAGGUACUAGUGAUUUGUAGUUGGUAAGUUGACAUAUAUAAAUUAAACGUUUCUUUGAUAUGUAUAAUGUAAUGUAAUGUAAUGCAGUGUAAUCUAAUGUGUCUGUUUGACAUUAAAGUUGCCGGUAUCACCUA
Lymnaea stagnalis (great pond snail) is the source of this 7583-nucleotide messenger RNA. The record is from the annotation of a GenBank genome assembly. Lineage: Eukaryota; Metazoa; Mollusca; Gastropoda; Lymnaeidae.